AUGACGUUGCAUGUGCGUCUUAGCUCCAUAUCUUGUUUCUUUGGUUGUGUCUUUGCUUUGAGCUUUUUGGUUACUACUCUUGUUUCUCUACCUUAUCGUCGCCUUGACCAAGUCGAGAGCCUUCUGGCUUUCAAAAAUGAGUUCCUUCCGUCAUGCAACAAUUCAGUUACAGACUCUUGGACCCGUGACGCUAUCUCCUUUGAUGGGGUUUUGUUUGAUGAAGACACCGGUGGUGUCACGGAGCUAAAACUUCGUGGAGCAUGUCUCAGCGGAACACUCGAUGCUAAUAGUAGCCUCUUCAGAUUACACGAGAUCAGGUAUCUGGAUCUUUCUUUCAACGACUUUUCCUCUUUGUUACCCGCAGAGUUUGGGCGACUCACCGACUUAGAGUACUUGGAUCUUCACCAUAAUGGCUUUACUGGAGAGCUUCCUUCCUCAUUCAGCAACCCAGGCCUUGCAAACACCACCAUAUUAACCAAGCUUUAUUUUCUAGACCUUUCUAACAAUAGUCUCCAAGGAAAAGUGCCUGAAUGGUUAUGGAAUCUUCCUUCGUUGACCGCGCUUAGUCUCUCUCACAACUCCCUUGAUAGUUUCGAAGGUUCUCCAGAAUCGCUCCAUAGCUCUUCAGUACUAGUCCACCUGUUUUUGAAUUCAAACGCCUUUCGAGGAUUUUUUCCCAACAUUCCACCAACCGUCAAGUACAUACUUGCAUCAGACAACAAUUUCACAGGAGAGAUGCCUCUUUCCUUGUGCAAUUCAAGGAACCUAUUAUUUCUUGAUCUGUCGAACAACAGAUUACGUGGUUCGGUUCCAAGUUGCUUGAGUGAAUCACUAGCAGUGUUGAAUCUCCAUCACAACAGCCUCAGAAGCCUUCCCGAAACAUUCUCCAACAGCUCACUCAAAAUGCUUAACGUUGGCCACAAUCAAAUAAGUGGGAAGCUUCCAAGGUCUCUUGUACAUUGCAAAAGCCUAGAGUAUGUAACUGUGGAGAGUAAUCACAUCAAUGACACGUUUCCUUUCUGGUUGGAGUCUUUGCCAAAUCUGCAAGCACUUAUCCUACGAUCAAACAGAUUCCACGGUCCUAUAUCUUCUCCUCAGCAUCCUCUACCAUUUUCAAAACUGAUGAUAAUUGACAUAUCUCGUAACAUGUUUGACGGAAGCCUGCCACCAAAUUACUUUUUGAAUUGGAGUGCAGCCAUCAGUAGUACGCUUGAAGAAUAUAGUGGCCACCGAUUGAAAUCCAUCGGAGAUUCUUACUCGCUUGGGUUUCAUCCUUCCAUGUCUAUAAACAUGAAAGGAAUAAACAUAGAGAUGAGGAUCCCUUACAUUUUUGCAAUCGUUGAUUUCUCUGGAAACAGAUUUGAAGGACAUAUUCCAGAAUCGAUUGGUCUUUUGAAUUGGCGGCAGGUUGCACUCAACUUAGCCAACAACAGUUUCACCGGUCAUAUUCCAGAUUCCAUAGGUCAGUGGAAGUCGCUGAUUGCGAUCAACUUAGCCAACAACGGAUUCACCGGUCAUAUUCCAUCGCCUUUGGCCAACCUCACAUAUCUCGAGUCACUGGAUAUAUCCCGUAACCAACUUUCUGGGACAAUUCCACAAGAGUUAGCAAGUAUCUCGUUCUUGGUGUAUAUUAAUGUAUCACAUAACAAACUCACUGGCCAAAUACCACAGGGUACACAGAUUACAGGCCAACCUGAGUCUGCAUUUAAAGGGAAUGGUCUAUGUGGCCUUCCUCUUCCAAAGAGUUGCUUCAGGGAAAAUGUAUCAGCAACAAUGCAGAAGCAACCAUCUCAUGCUUCUAAAGCAAUGCAUAACUUCAAUUCCCGUGACACCUUGCUGCUAUUCUCGUUCCUCAUAGUCUUUCAUUUUGUUCUCUCUUUCUCUAUUCCACUUUCUAAAAGUUUGUAG
This is a messenger RNA of Raphanus sativus (radish), 1908 nucleotides long. Its product is annotated as receptor-like protein 20. The transcript has a single exon. Bases 1 to 1908 code for a protein of 635 amino acids. Gene Ontology annotation, molecular function: protein binding. Lineage: Eukaryota; Viridiplantae; Streptophyta; Magnoliopsida; Brassicales; Brassicaceae. The record is from RefSeq and is a predicted model, not a curated record.